Pyrenophora tritici-repentis Pt-1C-BFP is the source of this 1236-nucleotide messenger RNA. RefSeq names its product Svf1 multi-domain protein. Lineage: Eukaryota; Fungi; Ascomycota; Dothideomycetes; Pleosporales; Pleosporaceae. The record is from RefSeq and is a predicted model, not a curated record. Gene Ontology annotation, cellular component: cytoplasm. Gene Ontology annotation, biological process: response to oxidative stress.
AUGUUCAGCUGGGCAAAGUCAACACUAGCCGCGGUUGCCGGCACCCAAGAGCCCGAAUACGGCCCCGACGCCAUCCAGCCCGUGGGCAAGAAGGGCGACGAGCCCGCCUACACCGAGUUGACCAAGAAGGACCUCAAGUGGGUCACGCUCGACUACACCAAUGUCGAGACACAGACGUUUUACCUCUUCACCGACGCGGGCCACAAGGGCUUCCUGCAGGUCAUCUACAACAACAUAGCCGGCCUCCGCGUGACGGUGCAGUUCAACUGCAAGCUCUUCUACCCAAACAACGAGAAGCCCUUUCUCUGGGCAAGCGACCCCGUCCACAACUAUGGAUUUGAUGAGAACCAGCACUCCUUUUACGCAGAUGGCGUCUCCAUCGAGCUUUCCGCCGACGGCAACUCAUAUGACAUCAAGGCUGCCGUCAACGAAAACAGCAUGGUCAACGUCAAGUUUACGAGGACCGCCCCUGGCUUCAUGGGAGGAAAGGACGGCAUGACCAACUACGGCACAGAUCCAAAGGCGCCAUGGGGUUCCAUGCAUCACCACUUCUGGCCGCGAUGCAGCGUCGAGGGUAAAAUCAUCACCAAGGAUGGAGAGGUCGACGUCACGGGCCGAGGCAUGUUGAGCCACGCCCUGCAGGGAAUGAAGCCACACCACGCUGCUGCUCGCUGGAACUUUGCCAACUUCCAAUCGCCCUCCUACUCCGCCAUCAUUAUGGAGUUCACUACCCCGUCGUCGUAUGCAUCGACCGUUGUCCGAGUUUGCGGCAUCGCUACCGACGGCGAACUACUGUUUGCCAACACCGACGGAGCCGAAGUGAAGCACACCGAAACCAAGCAAGACGAGACCGGUUGGGCGGAACCCACCGCUGCAAGCUACCACUGGGUCGGAAAGACCAAGGAUGGCAAGGACGUCACUGCAGAUCUCGCCGGUGCUCUCGGAAAGAACAUUGACCGUGUGGAUGUCAUGGCCGAGGUACCAGGCUUCAUCAAGACCAUUGUUGCCAGCGCCGCAGGCACAAAGCCAUACAUCUACCAGUAUGCGCCCAAGAUGACGAUCAAGGUAAAGGUGGGUGAUGAGGUCAAAGAGGAGGAAGGUACGCUUUUCACAGAGGCUACAUUCAUUUCGUAGACGUCUUCUCAAACUUGCAUAUGAAGACCCCAUGCUCUCGGAUACCCUACUAGUAAUGCACCAGGGCUGACACCUGACGAUUUAAUGAAUACACUUUGUUGC